GUCAAGUGCGGGUAGUCAUUCUUUCCCCCCAUUGGCUGACUUGCUUGGGAGGAGGAGCUAACGAGCAAACAGGGCCUGGAAACACAGAAGCUAGAAAGAAACCGGGAGAGACACGCCUGUGGCGUAUUUCCGGCGCGCUAAGCGAGGAAGAUGGCUGCGUCCCAGCAGCAGGCUGCUGCGGCUUCGUCCGCUGCAGGUGUGUCGGGUCCGGGUUCGUCUGGUGGCCCGGGUCCCCAGCAGCAGCCGCAACCACCAGCACAGCUAGUGGGGCCUGCCCAGAGCGGGCUUUUGCAGCAACAGCAACAGGACUUCGAUCCAGUGCAGCGUUAUAAGAUGCUCAUCCCACAGUUGAAGGAGAGCCUGCAGACCUUGAUGAAAGUCGCAGCCCAGAACUUGAUUCAGAACACUAACAUUGACAACGGACAAAAGAGCAGUGACGGACCUAUACAGCGCUUUGACAAGUGUCUGGAGGAGUUCUACGCACUCUGUGACCAGCUGGAGCUCUGCCUGCGCCUGGCACAUGAGUGCCUGUCCCAGAGUUGCGACAGCGCCAAGCACUCUCCAACACUGGUGCCCACAGCCACCAAACCGGACGCUGUGCAGCCUGACAGCCUGCCCUACCCGCAGUACCUGGCAGUCAUCAAAGCCCAGAUUGCCUGUGCCAAGGACAUUCACACCGCUCUGCUGGACUGUGCCAACAAGGUCACGGGCAAGACACCUGCACCACCUACAGGCCCUGGGGGCACCCUGUGAGCUGGCAGGGCUGGGAGUGGGGCAGGCCGUAGGGGAAGGGGACCGGGAGGGAAUGAAGAGUGACUUCAAAGCC
Messenger RNA from Prionailurus viverrinus (fishing cat), 826 nucleotides. RefSeq names its product mediator complex subunit 29 (gene MED29). NCBI's taxonomy places the organism in Eukaryota, Metazoa, Chordata, Mammalia, Carnivora, Felidae. Gene Ontology annotation, molecular function: transcription coregulator activity; transcription factor binding. Gene Ontology annotation, biological process: regulation of transcription by RNA polymerase II. The record is from RefSeq and is a predicted model, not a curated record. Bases 151 to 753 code for a protein of 200 amino acids. The transcript is spliced from 4 exons. Gene Ontology annotation, cellular component: mediator complex.